UUGCUGUCUUUGCUUUCUUUCCAUUACUUGUUUAAUAGAUCCAAAGUACAUUGCUAUAGAUUAUCUCACAAUGUCCUCUCAAGAAACUGACGCUGAAAAGAAUAUUGAGAUCUGGAAGAUCAAGAAAUUGAUCAAGUCCUUGGAAAUGGCUAGAGGAAACGGUACCUCAAUGAUUUCAUUGGUGCUUCCUCCAAAAGCCCAAAUUUCAUUGACCCAAAAGAUGUUAACCGAUGAAUACGGAACUGCUUCCAACAUCAAGUCCCGUGUCAACAGAUUGUCCGUGUUGUCUGCCAUCACUUCCACCCAACAAAAGUUGAAAUUGUACAACAGUGUUCCCAAGAAUGGUUUGGUUGUUUACUGUGGUGACGUUAUAACUGACGAAGGUAAGGAAAAGAAAUUGAAUAUCGAUUUCGAACCAUUCAAACCAAUCAACACCUCUCUUUACUUGUGUGACAACAAAUUCCACGUGGAAGCAUUGAACGAAUUGUUGGAAAAUGACGAUAGAUUCGGGUUCAUUAUCAUGGACGGUAACGGGGCCUUGUUUGGUGCCGUCAGUGGUAACACCAGAGAAGUCUUGCAUAAAUUCACCGUCGACUUGCCAAAGAAGCACGGUAGAGGUGGUCAAUCCGCCGUUCGUUUCUCCCGUUUAAGAGAAGAAAAGAGACACAAUUACGUCAGAAAAGUUGCUGAAGUGGCGGUACAAAACUUCAUCACCGCUGAUAAAGUUAACGUCAAGGGGUUGAUCUUGGCUGGUUCUGCAGAUUUCAAGACUGAAUUGUCCAAGUCUGACUUGUUCGAUAACAGAUUACAAGCUAAAAUCAUCAAGAUUGUCGAUAUAUCCUACGGUGGUGAAAACGGGUUCAACCAAGCCAUUGAAUUGUCCGCAGAAACCUUAGCCAAUGUUAAAUUCGUCCAAGAAAAGAAAUUGUUGAACCAAUAUUUCGACGAAAUUUCCCAAGACACCGGUAAGUUCUGUUAUGGUAUUGAAGACACCUUGAAGGCCCUUGAUUUGGGUGCUUGUGAAACCGUCAUUGUUUACGAAAACUUAAACACAGUCAGAUACACCAUGAAGGAUAUCGAAGGAGAAGAAGUAGUCGCCAAUGUCAACCCAGAAUUGCCAGACAAGUCAUGGCAAUUGGACAAAAAGACCGGUACUGAAAUGGAAAUCAUCAAGGAAGAAUCCUUCUUGGAAUGGUUGGCUGAAAACUACAAGAAUUACGGUGCUGAAUUAGAAUUCGUCACUGAUAGAUCUUCUGAAGGUGCCCAAUUCUGCCAAGGGUUUGGUGGUAUUGGUGCCAUGUUGAGAUACAAGGUCAAUUUCGAACAAUUGGCUGAUGAAUCCGAUGAAGAUGAAUAUUAUGACGACGAUGAUGACGACUUUAUCUAGAGAAUUUACAUAUACACAUACAAAGUGGCUUAGUGCCACACAUUAAUCGAGUUUUCUAUUCUUUGGUCUAUUAAAUACACACCUUAUUUUUUAUCUUUGUUUGAUUUAGGCUUCUUUGUAACCUUGUUGGCUUUCUUUUUGAGCUUUUUCGAUUUACCGUCUUUUAAAUCGGUUAAAGCGUCGACUUUUUCAUGACCUAAAACGUCGUCAUGGUGAGUUCCAGUAACCAUUUGAUGAGCCAAGUUUUGUAAUCCACUAGUAAUGUACGAUCUUCUGGCAUUCUUCCUUAUAGGUGUAGCCAACAAUUGUUUCAAUUCAUAUCGAAGACCCUUCAUUUCAUCCUUGCCUAGCAUCUUACUUUCUUUUCUCUUUCGCUGUUUCUUGAUAAUGUCAUCUUCAAAGUUUUCAAUGUCGGAUAAGUCUUCAACACCCAAUUCUUCCGCAGCUUGCUUGAUCCAAGAAUCUUCCUUUCUGGUAGAAGUCUUGGAGAUGGAAGCAUCUGCAAGCUUCGAUGAGACCGUCACUCGCUCUCUCAACUGCGAAACCAAAUCCAUUUCAAUUGGAAGCAACUUGACGUCGGUAUGCAUGUUAAGACGAGAUCCUUGUGUGCUGUUGCUAGCCACUAAUCUUCUCAAUUUUCUAAGUGGCCCCGAAGCUUCUUGUGGAGAACAAAACAUCACUGAAACACCCUCUCUGCCUGCUCUGGCAGUUCUACCUGAUCUAUGAAUGUACACAUCGGCAGAUCGAGGUAAAUGGUAAUGCACCACAUGGUCAAUGUUUGGGAUAUCCAAUCCUCUGGCGGCCACAUCGGAAGCAACCAACACAGAAACCUCAUUCUUUUCACUGGCGGCUUUAAACCUUUCCAAUGCUCUCAAUCUUUGUUUUUGGAUCAUAGAUGAGUGGAUUGAAAAUGCGGGAAUGUUCAAAUUGUUUAAGAAUGGCACUAAUCUUUUGACCGAAUCGAUGGAGUUGGCAAAUACCAAAGUAGAUCCUUUAUACAUGAGGAGGAAAUAAUACAAAUAUAAAUCACGUUCGGUAGGACCACAUUCGACUAAUGCUUCGGUGAUUUGUCCAGACACGAUUUCCUUAGGAUUAGCAUCAAUUAAAGCUGGUUUAGAGUCUUUAAACUUCAAUUUCUCGUUCAACAAAGUGACGAUUUCGUCAUUAUCCAUUAAUGAGUUUCCCUUGGCUUUGUUCUUCUGGUGUUUGUCCAACUUCCCAAACAAGUCUCUGGAAAAAGUGGCACUAAAGACCAAGGUUUGCCAUUUCCAUUGCAUGGAUUUGUUCUUGGGUCUACUCUUGCCAAACAACUCUAAAAUCUUUUCAAAUUCUUCAAAAUGGCCGUCUUGCAAUAAUCUAUCGGCUUCAUCCAACACUAAAAUAUCUGUGCUUGCCAUUCUCUUGGUGAGUUGUUCGUCAUUUUGGAGCAAUUCCAAGAAACGACCGGGAGUAGCAACAAUUAUUCCUGGACCAUGCGCCAAUAAUCUUUCUUGCUUUUGAAUGGAAAGACCACCGGUUAUACUCACAAUACCUCUGGUUGACAAUGGUGAAUACUUGGCAAGUUCAUUCAAAUGGCUAACCACUUGAUGAGCCAAUUCUCUAGUAGGAGCGAAAACAAUACCGGUAGGAUUGUUGACUAUCUUGUCCUUGACGUUUUGCUUAAUUGUGGAUAAUGACAGUAAGUACUUUUCUAAGAUUGGGAUACCGUAUGCCAAUGUCUUACCGGAACCAGUCGUUGCCUUACCGAUGACAUCCUUCCC
Molecule: messenger RNA, 3147 nt
Organism: Spathaspora passalidarum NRRL Y-27907
Lineage: Eukaryota; Fungi; Ascomycota; Pichiomycetes; Serinales; Debaryomycetaceae
Gene: ERF1
Product: translation termination factor eRF1
Exons: 1
Coding region: 71-1387 (438 amino acids)
Biological process (GO): cytoplasmic translational termination
Cellular component (GO): cytosol; translation release factor complex
Molecular function (GO): sequence-specific mRNA binding; translation release factor activity, codon specific
Source: RefSeq, a predicted model, not a curated record